Penicillium crustosum is the source of this 1719-nucleotide messenger RNA. Its product is annotated as beta-N-acetylhexosaminidase. Gene Ontology annotation, biological process: carbohydrate metabolic process; glycosaminoglycan metabolic process. The record is from RefSeq and is a predicted model, not a curated record. The coding region runs from base 1 to 1719 and encodes 572 amino acids. Gene Ontology annotation, cellular component: membrane. Gene Ontology annotation, molecular function: beta-N-acetylhexosaminidase activity. NCBI's taxonomy places the organism in Eukaryota, Fungi, Ascomycota, Eurotiomycetes, Eurotiales, Aspergillaceae. The transcript has 3 exons.
AUGAGGUUUGUUGCCUUCUUCUCCUUUUUCGGUCAUGUGGUGGCCUUGUGGCCUGCUCCUCAAUCUUUCACCAACGGAAGUUCUACUGUUUGGAUAGCGGAGGACUUUCAGGUCUCCUACAAUCAGCAGGAUCUUCCGCAGCCCAAAGCUGGAAUAAAGACGAUCUCAAGCUUGGAAAUUGUCGCGGCCGCUGUGCAGAGGACUCGAGAGUCUAUAUUCACAAGUAGUAUUGUUCCUUGGAAGUUCCACCCUCGCAAUGAACUGGAUAAAUCCGAACCCCCCGCGACUAGUUCAAAAACGUAUAUACGGAAACUCCAGAUCACGCAAACGACAAACGACAGCAACUCGACAUUCAAGCCCCUCGCAGGCACUGUUGAUGAGACUUAUAACUUGACGAUUGCAACCAAUGGUGCAGCAAGCAUCUCGGCAGUAUCGUCUACUGGUGUUAUCCGCGCUCUCGAGACUUUCACACAAUUAUUCUAUUCGCACUCGGUCAUUGGCACUGGCGUGUAUUCCAAUCUCGCCCCAGUCAGCAUCAGUGAUUGGCCAAAGUUUAACCAUCGAGGCUUGAACUUGGAUGUUUCCAGAAAUUGGUACCCCAAAGAGCACAUCCUGAGGACCAUUGAUGCCCUUUCUUGGAACAAAUUCAAUCGUUUCCACAUCCAUAUGACCGACGCACAAGCUUGGCCCCUGGAUGUCCCCGCACUCCCAGAACUAUCGCAAAAAGGUGCAUAUCAGGCUGGACUAUCUUAUACGCCCCAAGAUAUCGAAGAUAUUCAAAUAUACGGUAUCUAUCGUGGUAUUGAAAUUAUCAUCGAGAUUGAUAUGCCUGGUCACACAACAGCGAUUGGAUUCGCAUAUCCAGAUCUCAUCACCGCAUUCCGUCAGCAGUCAUGGCAUGAUUAUUGCUCUGAGCCCCCUUGUGGACAACUCAAGCUUAACUCCACGCCAGUAUACGAAUUUGUCACCAAGCUGUUCGACGAUGUCCUGCCCCGACUUUCUCCAUAUUCGGCAUAUUUCCACACAGGCGGCGACGAGAUUGAAGCUAGCGACUAUCUUCUAGAUGACACUGUCAACUCCAAUGACACCGCAGUCAUCACGCCCUUACUUCAAAAGUUCGUGGACCACAGUCAUGACUUGGUUAGGAAAGCAGGCCUUGUACCAAUUGUUUGGCAGGAGUUGCUUCUCACGUGGAAUAUCACCCUUGGAAAAGAUGUCAUAGUUCAGACCUGGGAUGGUGGUUCAGCCCUCAGUAAGGUGACUGCGCAAGGGCACAAAGCUCUCUUUGGGGAUACCGACAGUUGGUACCUCGCGUGUGGUCACGGCAAAUGGUUCAACUUCGAAGACGCCGACAUUCCAGCUAACUACCCAUACGCUGACUUUUGUUCGCCGAUUAACAACUGGCGUGUGGUGUGGGAGUAUGACCCAACCGCUUCCCUGUCUGUUGAGCAGGCUGCAUUGGUCAUCGGAGGCGAGAUCCAUCUCUUUAGUGAGCAAAGUGACCCAUCAAACCUGGAUACGAUGGUCUGGCCGCGGUCAAGCGCCGCGGGAGAAAAUAUGUGGUCUGGGCGUCGAACUCCAAGCGGGCAAAAUAGGAGCCAAGUUGAUGCAGCUGUGAGAUUGUCUGAUAUGAGAGAGAGGAUGGUUUUGCGGGGAAUUAACCUUGCACCGGUUCAGAUGGCGUGGUGUACGCAAUAUGGUGGUGACUGCACCUGGUGA